CCCCCGCAGCUGUCGUCUGAUCUGACGCUGGAGCUUUGAACGUAGCUCUCUUGCGUGCCAGAUGUGGAGGAAGACUAAAAAUAAUCUCCCAGGCUAUCACUGAGGGAGAAACACGUGCUCGGGGUGAGCUCAGGACCCAAGGACCCCAAUCCAAGAGGAGCCAAGAAAGUCCCCAGCGUGUGGCCCCAAGCUGAGCCACCAGGCUGCACCCCGCCCACCCCAGUCCGGGGCCGCCUGCCUCCACUCUGAACCCUUCACGACUUGGGCUCUGCUUUUUGCAUCGCCUGGAAAGAAAAUGGUCCCCAGAAGUUACAGACAAGGAAGGCAACCCCGGGGCUGGGGGAUCUUCUUUCCCCGGACUCUGUGCAUCUUCUUGCUGCUAUCAGAGACGGGAUCUGCGAGAGGGUUAUGGAAACGGGCGGUGCACCUGAAGUUGGCGGAGAAAUCCCAGGAUUAUGAAUACCCUCUCCAUUCUCAUGGUGGCCACCAUCCCCGGAAUGAGCGCUGUCCACCACCCCCCCAAACAUUACCCAAAGGGGCUUGUGAAGUGACCAGCUGCCGCUCAGAUUCGGUGUGUGAAAGACACAAACGUUGCUGCUUCAAUGGGUGCACCUAUGCCUGUCUGGAAUCAGUGCAGCCUCCACCAGUUCUAGACUGGCUGGUGCAGCCCAAACCCCGCUGGCUAGGAGGCAACGGCUGGCUGCUUGAUGGACCGGAAGAGGUUUUACAAGCAGAGGCCUGCAGCACCACAGAGGACGGGGCGGAACCUCUCCACUGCCCCACGGGCUACGAAUGUCACAUCAUAAGCCCCGGCAGCUCUGCGGAGGGCAUCCCCAACAGGGGGCAGUGCAUCAAGCAGCGGAAGGCUUCCGAUGGACAAAGCCUAAAACAGAAAUCUUACAAGGAAGUUGUGGGAAGUAAUUCAAAUUAUGUGGUCGGCUAUGAGAAAGAACAACAGAAGCGUUUGCAUUAAUCCAACAGACAAGUUGAAAAUGAGUGAACAAAUGAAAAGUUAUGCAAACUUGGCCCCAAAGAAGAGAUGUGAGAAUGCAACGCCCUCCUUGCUCUGUAGAAGUGGGGGACUAUGAGCAUGGAGCACUUCAUGCCAUGUUGAACUUGAUUCAUUCAUUGGCUAGUUUUGCUGAAUUUUUUCCCCACUUUUUGAUUCUUUAUUCUAAGGAAUGGCUGUAUAAGGGAGACAGGAAAGGCAUAUUGGGGAAUGUAGAUGAUAUAAAAACAAAGAUAUCAAUAAAAUUGUUUUAAAAUCUAAA
This is a messenger RNA of Phascolarctos cinereus (koala), 1271 nucleotides long. RefSeq names its product WAP four-disulfide core domain 1 (gene WFDC1). The record is from RefSeq and is a predicted model, not a curated record. Gene Ontology annotation, molecular function: peptidase inhibitor activity. Gene Ontology annotation, biological process: regulation of cell growth. Gene Ontology annotation, cellular component: extracellular region. Lineage: Eukaryota; Metazoa; Chordata; Mammalia; Diprotodontia; Phascolarctidae.